Messenger RNA from Sorghum bicolor (sorghum), 994 nucleotides. Its product is annotated as late embryogenesis abundant protein EMB564. The transcript has 2 exons. The record is from RefSeq and is a predicted model, not a curated record. Bases 131 to 415 code for a protein of 94 amino acids. Lineage: Eukaryota; Viridiplantae; Streptophyta; Magnoliopsida; Poales; Poaceae. Gene Ontology annotation, biological process: response to abscisic acid. Gene Ontology annotation, cellular component: cytosol.
GCAAGAGUGACCUGAGCUCGAUCGACGGCGGGUAGUAAAGUAGAUUAGCUUGAAGAGUUUGCUGUGUGCGCGCCAGCGAGCGAGCGUCCGGCCGGCCGGCUAGCCGCCGCCGGUGGUGGUGGGGAUAGCAAUGGCGGCGUCGCAGCAGGCGGAGAAGGCGGCGGAGCUGCAGGACCCCGAGAUCCGGGCGGCGCUGGACCGCCGCGUCCGCGAGGAAGGCGAGACCGUCAUCAAGAGCGGCACCGGCGGGACCAACCUCGAGGCUCAGGAGCGCCUCGCCGAAGGACGCAAGAAGGGAGGGCGCAGCCGCACGACGGAGUCCGGCAAGGAGCGCGCCGAGAAGGAGGGCGGCGUGGUCAUCGAGCCCGACGAGAAGCAGCUUCAGGAGGCCAUGAAGGACAUCGGCCGCAACUGAUCCGUCAUCAUGCAUGCAUAUAUAUCGUCGCUCCAGUCGUCCGUAUACGUCGUUGAUCAUCACCGUACGUAGUAGUAUACCACCAGGCCGCCGGUACAAGUUGUUGACCACGCCGUGGGCCUAGUAGUGGAGUAUAUAUAUAGUAUGUAAUAAUACACGUACGUCCGUACCUCGUCCGUGUAUGUGACCUUAGUUAUUAUUAGGUCGAUGUAGUUGUUGCUACAAGCAUAUAUACAUGCUGUAUGCUGUGCUACAAGCAUGCUCAAGCUUGUGUGCAACAGUACUACGAGUGCAGGCUACAAAGUUUUGGUCUUUGCAUUGUAGCCCCUUAGCCGUACGUAUGUGUGUGUAUAUUGUAAUUGCCACAAGGAAGCAUCCGCGUCGUGCUGCAAAAUUUUGGUGCCUGCGCAUGCAUGUCCAUGCAUGCCAGCAAGGUUUGCAGCACAGCUUUGCUUCAGCCCAAUAUAUAAAAUAAAACAACUUCGUCCUAUCUCUGCCAUUUUGGUUGUUGUCACUGUACUUAUAUAUCACAUUAACCAUGAGAAGUUGAGAGCCACAUACGGACACAUCAGUAUACAA